Paramuricea clavata is the source of this 630-nucleotide messenger RNA. Lineage: Eukaryota; Metazoa; Cnidaria; Anthozoa; Malacalcyonacea; Plexauridae. The record is from the annotation of a GenBank genome assembly.
AUGGAAAAGAAGACAACCCCUGUUGAUGUCAUGCUUCAUGACCUAAAGAAACAACAGAUAGAGGAGAACAGGAAAUUACUUUGUCCCAUUAUCAAUGCUAUUGUUCUUUGUGGAAGGCUGAAUAUCCCACUUCGAGGUCACAGGUAUGACUCUCAGUAUUACCUUUCCGAUGACGUAAAUCCUGGUAAUUUUAUAGAAAUCUUAAAGUAUGGCGUGACUUGCACUGGGCAGUCUUUGGAAGAAUACUUCAAGAGCACCCCAAAGAAUAUAACGUAUAAGUCGAAAACAACUCAAAACGAAAUAAUUGACAUUUGCGAUGAUUUAAUUACUCAAAAGAUCACUAAUGAGAUUAGAGAAGCUAAAUUUUUUUCUAUAUUGGCAGAUGAAGCAUCAGAUUGCGGAAACGUUGAACAGCUUAGCAUCGUUGUUCAGUUUGUCGACAAGAAACAUCACAUAAGAGAAGAGUUCCUUGGCUUUGUUCCAUGUAAGACAAGUGUGUCGGGAGAAGCACUAGCUAAUACGUUUCAAGAGUUUCUAGGUGAUCGUAAUUUGUCUAUUGACGACUGUCGUGGUCAAGGUUACGAUGGAGCUGGAAACAAGGCUGGAAGAAUAUCUGGAGUAGCAGCAUGA